CUGUGCGAAACCGUGCAGGUAAGAUGGGGAUAUGGCAAGGAGAGGGGGGUAUGCAGAGGUGGAGGAGGAUGUGGACGAGGAGGACGACGAGGAUAGCGAGGACGCAGGGAGGAGGAGUCGAGAUGGGGGAGCAGAAGAGAUGGACGGAGGGAAAAGAGGGAGUGCAGUAGGAGGACGACGAGUGGGAGGAGGAGGAGACAUGGACGGUGAGGAAGGGGAGGACACGAGGAAGGGAAGGAGACGAGGAGGCAUGGAAGAUGGGGAAGUAGGAGGAGGAGGAGGAGACAAGGAGGAGGAGGAAGGGCAGGAGGAGGAGGACGAACAUGAGGAGGAGGAGGAGGAGAUGAAAAUGAGAAGGGAGGUGGAGACAUGGUGGAUGAGGAAGAAGAGGAGGAGCAAGGUGAAGGCGGCUCAUUGCUCCAUUGCCUCAUGUGAAGUUUGCACUGCCGUCUACAAAGCGGGUCAAACUGCUUUCAAGUCACCCGCUACUCACAUUCUUGCUUACGUCGUUUGUGCUUCGCCUGGCUCCGAAGACCAAGCCGCGUCAGCAGAGUACCACUCCAGCAAGAGUGGCACAUCAACAGAGUGCGAGGUAAGCAAGGUGUGCCAUGUCGGCGCGGUGCCAUAUUCCACCACACAAACGCAGGACUGCGACACAAGCGCUCCCAUCCAUGUCGACGCCUCACUUCUAUUGGAUAACACAUCAUCCCGACCGCGAGCUGCACCGGCACCAUCAUCAAUUGGAUUGACGACCAUCAGAACGCCUUUGGAUAUGCCGUGCGGAAUGCGUGACCGUGUAGAAAGUGUAGCAACUGAUAUCAACGACAACUGCACGCCGUGUGCAUCGGACUUGCCAUUGGGAGAUGUCCCGGCGGACGGUAGCCACGACUGCGACAUAGGAACAACGGGUGACACAUCCGAUGACGAUCACGCCGAGAUGGCUUCACUGCGCAGAUUUAUGACCUUCAGGGAUGCGAAAUUCGUUGGACAGAGAUCCCAGUGGCCUCCGGAGCUGUCAGACAGCGGACCAUCGACGGUGAUCCCCGCACAUGAUAGGCGCGGGAUACAUAGGCAACCGGCUUAUGAAUCCUCUGACCGUGAGGCGUUCUCAUCAGGCGAUGAUCUGGCCAGUCCUGAUGCUGCAAUGCGGACUACACCUCCCACACAACAAGCACUCAUGGGGGAUGUCAAACCGUUGGAAGUGGGAGGUCGUUAUGCGUCUAUCGAUGCGUUGUGUGACGCGGUGGUGUUCUGUGCUGUGGCAUUUGGUUUCGAGUUCCACCUCAAGAGAUCGAACAAGACACGGUACUAUGUCGCAUGUGCUCAACCAGAUUGCACAUGGACAUUGGAGGGCAAAGCAGCGCAUGCUGGUGGACCCGCGGAGAUUGUUCGUCUGACUCCACAUCGCCCUGGUUGUAGAAAACCAGUCCAGCCCGACAUGAAACGCAACAAACACGUGAAGCUAAGGUGGGUGGAGCUUAUGGUAGAGAAGAAGUUGCGAGAGGACAACGGAACGACUUCUACGAAGUUGAAGAAAUGGUUUGACAAGGCAGUGAAGACCCACGUCAGCUACAGCAAGUGUUUGCGAGCGAGAACAUCUGUGCUUCAGGCAUUGAACAGGCCUCCGGAGGAGGGGUUCAACGACUUGCGAAGGUACUGCAGGGUGUUGCAUGAAACAAACCCUGGGUCCAUCAUCGACCUUGAGUUGGACGGCCUCGAAGUAUAUGCGACAGAAGCGCAUGGCCAUGAGGGCCUGUAUGACGUGGACAACGCACAUGGAGAUGAACUCGAGACAGACAAAGGGGUGGGCAAAGACGAUGGCGAGGAGGGGGAUGACGAGGACGAGAGCGAGGGCAUGGAAGAGGACGACGGCGAGGAGUUCGACAAGGAUGACAACAAUGUCGAGGAGGGGGAAGAUGACGAAAACGAGGAGGGGGAGAAGGAGCAGAAUAAUGGCUCGAACGAGGAAGGGGAUGGGGAAGGCGAGGAUAACGACAACAAGGAUGGAGUGGGUGAAAAGGACGACGAGGUGGAGGUCGUGGAUCUUAGGGGUGCUGACGACGAUGACAAGGGGAGCGAAGAUGAAGAUCCGAAAACGACAGAGCAGGAAGCUCGAAAGGCGAAUCCUGUGAAUCAAGCACGACCUCAACGUAAAUGAAUACCCAACAGCUGAUAUGAAAGCUCUGGCAUUCUCGAUAACUGGGGUCGAAGGGUGCGUGCACGACGUU
Chara braunii is the source of this 2228-nucleotide messenger RNA. The record is from the annotation of a GenBank genome assembly. Lineage: Eukaryota; Viridiplantae; Streptophyta; Charophyceae; Charales; Characeae.